Molecule: messenger RNA, 1758 nt
Organism: Kwoniella shivajii
Lineage: Eukaryota; Fungi; Basidiomycota; Tremellomycetes; Tremellales; Cryptococcaceae
Exons: 1
Coding region: 1-1758 (585 amino acids)
Cellular component (GO): plasma membrane
Source: RefSeq, a predicted model, not a curated record
AUGAUUGCUUCUACCCUUCUUUCCUUGGUUCUCGCCAUGGGCUUGGCUAAUGGUGCCGCCAUCGAGAAACGAGGUGGACAAAAUUACCUCCAACAAGCUCAACAAGGUGUCGGCUCACUCCCUUCCGGUUGGGCUGCUCAAGGUUGUUACACCGAUGGUUUCUCCUGGAGCACAUUGGACAAGGUCUCCACCACUUCUUACACCUCAAUGACUUACGAAAAAUGCACUUCUUACUGUUCCGGUAAAGGAUACUCUUACGCUGGUUUGGAAUCCGGUAACACUUGUUACUGUGCCAACACUAUUAACUCACGAGCCACCCUCAGCGCCUAUGGCCACUGUCAGACUUGGUGUUCCGGUAAUUGGGGACAAGAUUGUGGUGGUGCUUAUUACAUAAACGUCUUGUAUAAAGCCCCUACACCAGCUACCCCAUCUUCCAAGUCAUCUGCCUCUGCUUCCAGCUCUUCCACCUCAUCUUCCGCUGCCGCUUCCUCAAGUGCUUCAUCAUCAGCUGCCCCAUCGUCAUCCUCUUCGUCGGCAGCUGCCUCAUCCAGCUCUUCUUCAGCUGCAGCUUCUUCCAGUGCGUCUUCGUCAGCUGCAGCUUCUUCAAGUGCUUCCUCAUCAGCAGCUCCCUCAUCGUCGGCAUCUUCAGCAGAUGCUUCAUCUUCUGCCUCAUCCUCUGCUGCCUCGUCAUCAGCAUCGUCUUCCGCUUCAUCCUCCGCCUCCGCAUCCUCUACUUCCUCAAGCGCUUCUGCCUCUGCUACCCCCUCCGCCCCUGCGCUUCCUUCUGGAUGGUCCAACACCGGUGUAUGUAUCGCUGAAGUAGCUGGUCGAGCCCUUACCGGUGCGCACUAUACCGAUGCCGCUAUGACUCAAGCCAGCUGUGCUGCUUUCUGCUCCGCCAACGGCUACACCCUUGCUGGUAUUGAAUACUCAACUGAAUGUUGGUGCGGUAACAUCCUCACCAACACCGCUUCCCUUUUCAAGACAUCUGCUGCCUGUACCAUGAAGUGUGGUGGUGAUUCGACUUCUAUUUGUGGUGGCGGUAACGCUCUUACUCUUAUAGCCUCUCAAACCGCUAUCAGCACACUCUCAGCCGAUCUCACCUACAAACCAGUCGUACUCCCCCCUGGAUGGUCCGUCGCCUCAACUGCUUGUGUCGCCGAAGGUACAAGUGGCCGAGCUCUUGCAUCCGCCACUUGGUCCGAUGACUCUAUGACUAUCGGGUCAUGUCUCGCUUUCUGCCAAGGAAAGGGCUUCCAAUACGCCGGUAUCGAAUAUGGAAGAGAAUGUUACUGUGGUGAUUCGCUCUCCAACGGCGCUUCCCUCAGCCUUCCAUCUACCGCUUGUACCAAAACAUGUGGAGGUGACAGCGCUACCACAUGUGGUGGAGGUAACGCUCUUCAGCUCUACAACAAUCCAGCCCUUGCUCUCAAACUCAUCACUACCAACUCAUACUCAUACCAAGGAUGUGUUCAAGAAGUCAGUGGUCGAGCCCUUGCCGGCGAUGCUUUAGUUGGAGAGAACAUGACAGUCGAAAUCUGUACUUCGUUCUGUCAAUCCGAGGGUUUCCAAUAUGCCGGUCUCGAAUACGGUCAAGAAUGUUACUGUGCUAAUGAGUUCUCAAACGGGGCUUCUGCCUUGAGUUUAUCAACUCAAUGUAACAUGGCUUGUGCUGGUAACUCUGGUGAGAACUGUGGUGGUCCCAACGCUAUCGCUCUUUGGAGUAACAGUGCUUUGACCGCCGUCAGUGUGUUGUAG